Oppiella nova is the source of this 734-nucleotide messenger RNA. NCBI's taxonomy places the organism in Eukaryota, Metazoa, Arthropoda, Arachnida, Sarcoptiformes, Oppiidae. The record is from the annotation of a GenBank genome assembly.
GCCUUGAAAUUGACGAGAUUUUUGUAGGAAUUAUUGAAUUGUGUGUAGUUUCGGUAAAUAAUUAUAUAUAUACUGUAUAUAUACAGUACUUUCUUUUAUUGACAUUAAAUACAGCGAUAUAUUAAACCGUUAAUGUAUUUCUUACAAACCAAACCUAUGUUGUAUGACAAACACAAUUGUGUGACACGAAUGCCAUAUACUCUGAUAAUAACAGAAUAUUUCAAAAGUUGUUGUAUUCAUAAACAUUAGUUUAUAAAAAUUAAUUAAUAACUAGUGAAUCGCGAAUUCAUCGACUGUUUGAGAUUUAACCGGUUAUUGUGAGCCCUCGGGAGUGCAUUGAGUGAUAUUUGACGUAAAGAUUAUAAUCGCAAAACUUGUUAACAAACUAUAAAAUGACGGAUAAAGAGACGGGUAAAAUAUGCGGCGUUUGUGGCGACAAAGCUAUCGCGAAAAACUUUGGCGCCGUUUCCUGCGAGUCGUGUAAAGCCUUCUUCAGACGAAACGCACACAAACUGACCGUCUACAAAUGCUAUUUCGACGAGAAAUGCAAAUUAGAUUCAGUCACCAGAAAGUUCUGCCGCCGCUGUCGACUCCGCAAGUGCUUCGAGAUCGGGAUGAAACAGGAGUGGAUUCUUAACGACGAGGAAAAACAGGUGCGACGGAAGAAGAUUGAGGAGAAACGGAGCAAAAAACGCAAGAAUUCGGUCCAAAGCUCGUCGUCGGAGACAAAGUCG